Messenger RNA from Notothenia coriiceps (black rockcod), 1529 nucleotides. RefSeq names its product GATA binding protein 3 (gene gata3). Bases 477 to 1514 code for a protein of 345 amino acids. Gene Ontology annotation, biological process: immune system development; positive regulation of transcription by RNA polymerase II; negative regulation of transcription by RNA polymerase II. Gene Ontology annotation, cellular component: nucleus. Gene Ontology annotation, molecular function: zinc ion binding; DNA-binding transcription factor activity, RNA polymerase II-specific; RNA polymerase II cis-regulatory region sequence-specific DNA binding. The transcript has 5 exons. NCBI's taxonomy places the organism in Eukaryota, Metazoa, Chordata, Actinopteri, Perciformes, Nototheniidae. The record is from RefSeq and is a predicted model, not a curated record.
UAGAGAGAGAGGGAGAGAGAGAGAGAGAAAAAGAGGGUUAGAGCAAGGGUGAGCGAGCAAACGCCACACAGACGAGAGGGAGAGAGAGAGAGAGAGAGAGAUAGAGAGAGGAGUUAAUGGAGAGGGUACAACUGCGCACAAACAGAUUUGAUCACAGAGUUUAACUUGCUGGUGCCGGUCAGUGAAGCCAUCCGCUGCGCAGACCUCCACUACUUGUUGAGCCUGGCUGAAAACGCUUUUCUUCUGAAAGAGCGGUUCAGGAAAUCUGCGUGGAGCUGGAUUCCAUUUUGGACGUAUUAUUAUGACAACAGCUUUGUUGCAUUUGUAAUGUAGGGGUGAUCGGAAGCAAGCGCGGAACCUGUGGAUUUAACUGAAAGAAACACGGAUUUGGGACAGUUUAUUUCUUAUCUCGUGACUUAUACCGAUUUGCUUCGGAGUGCAUGAACAUUUACUAAAGAAAAAAAGCAACAAAAGCAAUGGAAGUAAGUUCGGAUCAGCCAAGAUGGAUGAGCCAUCAUCUGAAUGAGCAGCACCCCGGCUCACAUCACCCGGGCCUCGGCCACUCAUACAUGGACCCUUCGCAGUACCAGCUACCUGACGAUGUGGAUGUACUCUUUAAUAUCGACGCGCAGGGGAACCACGUCCCUCAAUACUAUGGAAACUCAGUGCGAGCCGUCCAGAGGUACCCUCCUCCUCCACACAGUAGCCAGGUGUGCCGUCCCUCAUUACUGCACGGCUCCCUGCCCUGGCUGGAGGGCAGCAAAGGCAUCGCCCCGCACCACAGCACGUCUCCCUGGAACCUGAGCCCCUUCCCCAAAAACCCCCUGCACCACGGCUCCCCGGCAGGCCUGUCCGUAUACCCCUCCGCUUCCUCCUCCUCCCUGUCCACCGGUCACUCCAGUCCGCACCUCUUCACGUUUCCCCCGACCCCGCCGAAAGACGUGUCCCCGGACCCCGGCAUGUCUAACUCCGGGAGACAGGAGGACAAAGAGUGCAUAAAGUACCAGGUGACCCUGGCCGAGAGUAUGAAACUGGAGUCAGCUCACAGCCGGAGCGUGGCAUCAAUCGGAGCAGGGUCUUCCUCUGCCCACCACCCACUCGCCUCAUACCCAUCUUAUGUCCCUGAAUACGGCCCAGGCCUCUUCCCACCAAGUAGCCUGAUAGGUGGGUCAUCCUCUAGUUAUGGUUCCAAAACAAGACCAAAAUCAAGGUCCUGUUCAGAAGGUAGAGAGUGUGUGAACUGCGGGGCCACGUCUACUCCGCUGUGGAGGCGGGACGGUACGGGUCACUAUCUGUGUAACGCCUGCGGACUCUAUCACAAGAUGAACGGGCAGAAUCGCCCUCUCAUCAAACCCAAGCGGCGGCUGUCUGCAGCCAGACGCGCCGGGACGUCGUGUGCAAACUGCCAGACCACGACGACGACGCUGUGGCGGAGAAACGCCAACGGGGACCCGGUGUGUAACGCCUGCGGCCUGUACUACAAACUGCACAAUGUAAGUAAUAAACCUUCAUAGGAGAUCUCGGUAUCC